AUGAAAGAGCCGGAUAAGCUCCCUCCAGGCUUACACUUUCUCCCACUUCCACUUGUUGUGGGUCCCAGGUUUAGGGAGACACCAGGCAAACGAUUGACAUUUUAUUAUGAAAAUGAAGUCUGCAAACAAGAUUUCUUCAUUAAAUCACCACCUCCUCAGCUUUUCUUCUCCAUGCCCUCUUGGAAAAGACGGCUAUUCAUCCUGUCAAAGAGUGGGGAAAGAGGCUUUCGUCUCACCUAUUACAAAGACCAUCAUCCUCGUGGUUCCAUUGAAAUUGAUGAAAACUCCAUUGUUGAAGUUGGCAUGAGCAGCCAGGAAAAGCUGCAAUCCGUGCAGAAAAUGUUUAAGUGCCACCCCGAGGAAAUAAUGUCCAUCAGGACCACAAAUAGGGAGUAUUUCCUCAUCGGCAAUGACAGGGAGAAGAUUAAAGACUGGGUCUCCUUCAUGUCAUCGCUUUGCCAGGGGGUAACAGUCACAUAUCAGUGCACAGAGGAGAAACACUCCAUGAGAGAGAAAAGGCCCAUCUCUGAUCCCAGCCUUUUGCUUGCUGCUUCUAACACGUUUGAUGCCGUCAGCACCACCUCAUCAAGAAGCAGCCUUCCGUGCAUGCAUCUAAUGAAAAAAAGCUCUCCACAAUCUGAGGAAGAUCAUCUACCACAUUUCUACCCAGAAACCACAGAAGAUACAGAAGAGAAUUACUAUCUUAGUCCUCGAAGUGUUCUUUCAGAGCUGGAAAAUAUUGAUUCUGGUGAUUCAAAAGACUUGAUCAAACAUGACAAUACAAAACAGAACAUGAGCUCUGAGGAUUGCUAUAUGUCUAUGAAGCCAUGUUUUUUCAAGGAAAUACCACAUGAGCCUGCUGAGAACCAACAGGAGCUCCAGCUCCUUCCAGAGACACAGGAUAGAGGACUACACCUGCAGGAACAAGGCUUGGGAAGUGAUUCGUGUCUCACACCUUCCAAUACAGAAGCACAGACCACAAAUGAUAGAAAGGGGAUGACCUCACUAACCGUUGUGCAAUUGUCUAUCUUAAUCAACAACAUCUCUGAUGAACGCCAAGUGGAGACACUGAACUUGUUCCUUCCUCCUCCUGAUCUCAUAAACUACCUUGCUCUCGUCCAAGCCGCAGGACGGAUAUGUGUGGCUCGCUGGGAAGGCCCCCCACACCUGGGAUGUUUAUUCUGCCACGGAGAUCACGUUUUGGCUGUGAAUGAUCUGAAGCCCCAGAACCUGGAGGAGGUCUCCUUGUUUCUCACUCGGUCCAUCCAGAAAGAGAAGGUAAAACUCACCAUCGGUCGGAUCCCAAAUUCAGAAAAAUUCCAUGGUCCAGCCUGCACGUGUUCUCUUAAGCACCAAGAAGUUGCAGCUCUUCGACAGAACAAGUCGGCCCUGGAAAAGACCCUACAGAGGUGUGCAGCCAUUAAAAAGGGCCACCAGAAAGGAGCGAAAGAUUAGCCUGUCAAGGAAC
Messenger RNA from Ochotona curzoniae (black-lipped pika), 1468 nucleotides. RefSeq names its product pleckstrin homology domain containing S1 (gene PLEKHS1). The transcript has 13 exons. The coding region runs from base 1 to 1455 and encodes 484 amino acids. Lineage: Eukaryota; Metazoa; Chordata; Mammalia; Lagomorpha; Ochotonidae. The record is from RefSeq and is a predicted model, not a curated record.